Adineta steineri is the source of this 876-nucleotide messenger RNA. NCBI's taxonomy places the organism in Eukaryota, Metazoa, Rotifera, Eurotatoria, Adinetida, Adinetidae. The record is from the annotation of a GenBank genome assembly.
AUGUCGUCUAAACAACAAUCGCAUCAACGAGUUUUUGUAGUUACUGGUGCUAACAAAGGUAUUGGAUAUGAAGUUGUAAAAAAACUUUCUACAAAUCAUCCAAAUGAUUUAAUUUUACUUGGUAGUCGUGAUCAAAAACGUGGUGAAGAAGCUUUAGUUCAACUUGGUUCACCUUCAAAUGUAAAAGUUCUUGUACUUGAUACAUCAUCAAAAAAAAGUAUUGAACAAGCAAAAGAAGAACUUCAAAAUAAAUAUGGUGGUCAUCUAGAUGUAUUAAUCAACAAUGCUGGUAUAGUUAAAAAUGACUCCAGUUUGAAAGCAUUGAAAGAUACAUUCGAUACAAAUUUUUAUGGAGUCAAAUACAUGAAUGAUACAAUGUCACCGAUGUUAAGAGAUAGUGGACGUAUUGUUAAUGUAAGUAGUGGUAUAGCAGCGAUGACAAUGAAAGAAUGUUCACAAGAUCUUAAAACAAAAUUUUUGGAUCCAAAUCUAACAGAUAGUCAAUUAGAACAAUUGUUUGCAGGAUUAUUCAAAGCAGUUGAAGAAGGAAAAGAUCCAGCAACAGUUGGUUUUAAUCCUGUUAAACGGUCUGCUUUCGAUGAUUACUUUCUAUUAUAUUAUGGUACAUCAAAAUUAGGCGUUAAUACUCUAACACGUAUAGAAGCUCGUGACUGGGAAAAAAAAUAUUCAGCUAAAAAUGUCAUUAUUAGUGCAGUUUGUCCAGGAUUUUGUGCAACUGAUAUAAAUGGUAAUGCACAAGGCGGACGAUCAGCUGAACUAGGAGCUGAUUCUAUUUUACAUGCUGUUUAUACUGAAAAUUUGGAAAAUGGACAAUUUUGGAGAGAUGGUAGUCAGCUACCAUUAGGAAGUAAAUAA